UCUGCUCACGUGGCAUGGGUUGCCAAGCAACGCGGUGUCAACCUCCUUUCAUCACACUACACUGUUUCUUUUCUGGACGGCUGUCGUGUUAAUCAAGCAUUUUGGAUUUGUCCUUUAGCUUGUAGAGUAGGUAAGUCCUCGUGAAUAUUUGAGAUAGUGAUCCGCGUGGUUUGUCUGUUGAAGCGUAUUUUGUGAACAGGUCUAACGUUACUGAGCUAUAAGCUGUCAGCUUAGCUCUGUCGUUUAGCCAGCAUAUGACUGCAGCUUUUAGGGUUGAUUGCAUUGAGCAGAACGACGAUCCGUGAUCCGUGAUUAUUUACCUCUCUAGGUCACAGAAUGGGAAAGAAAGGGAAGAAGGAGAUGGAAACUCCAUGCAAGGAAACGUUUGAGCCACUAACCUUUGAGGGAAAAACUCCAGCAACAAUAGUGCUGCUGCUGAGCUCCCCAGAGGAGGACAUCCUAGUCAAAGCCUGUGAAGCGAUCCACAUAUUUGCAGAAAAAGGAGAUGAGAACAAGGUUUGCCUGCUGGGACUGGGGGCAUUGGAGCCUCUCUGUCAGCUCAUCACUCACGUCAACAAGCUGAUCAGACGCAACGCCUUCAUGGCCCUGGGCAUCAUGGCCAACAACGGUGAUGUAAGGAUUGCUCUGAAUAAAAUAGAUGUCAUUCCAUCAAUCAUUGACAAACUGUCCCUUGAAGAUGUAGUUGUCCAUGAGUUUGCAACACUGUGCCUGGCCUCUCUGUCAGUGGAUUUCGUCUGUAAGGCCCAGAUCUUUGACAACAAGGGCCUGCCACCUCUAAUCCAGCUCUUAUCCAGUCCAGACCCUGAUGUCAGCAAGAACUCACUAGAGAUCAUCUUUAACCUGGUUCAGGACCACCAAAGUCGUCUGGCAGUGCGUGAGUUGGGAGGGAUCCCUCCACUUCUGGAUCUGUUGAAGUCGGACUUCCCUGUCAUUCAGCAGUUGGCUUUAAAGACACUGCAGUAUGUCACCACUGAUAAAGAUGCAUGCAACACCUUAAGGGAAGAGCAAGGAUUUGAGAAGCUCAUGGAUAUCCUCAGCAACAUGGAAUUCAGAGACCUUCACGCUGUGGCCUUACGGGUAGUUGCUAACUGUAUGAGUGACAGUGAGAGUUUACAGCUGAUCCAGAAUGGUGGAGGAUUAACAAGGCUGAUGGAGUUUGUUCUCACCCCCAAUAUCCCUGAAAUCCAGUCCAACGCUGUGAAAUGCAUCGCCAGGGUUGCUCAGAGCUCUGAGAAUCGCGAACUGCUCAAUGAGCAGAAUGUGGAGAAGGUGCUUGUAGAACUUCUGUCUGUAGCGGACAUCAGCGUGAAAACAGCUGCCUGCCAGGCUGUGUCCGCCAUGAGCUUCCACCUAGCCAGCAAAGACAGCUUCAGAGACCUGGGUGGGAUCCCUGCAGUUGUACGGUUGCUGAGCAAUGACAGUUUGGUGCUUAGAGAGGCAGCAACCCAGGCCCUCUCUAACCUCACACAUAGCAACCAGCUCAACGCAUUUGCAGUGUACGAGGCAGAAGGCCAUGAGAUCCUUGUCCAGCAGCUGUAUGGAAGCUGUCCCAGGACUGUGGCCAAUUCUGCUGCCACACUUGGCAACAUGGCGGGACAGGAAGUCAUCCGCUGCAGUGUCUUGUCACAUGGAGCCAUACAAGCUCUGGUGGAGCCCUUGAAGUCCACAGAUACACAGGUCCUGGUCAACUCCACGCUGUGCCUGGCAGUAUUGGCCUGCGAUACGGAAGCUAGGGCAGAGCUACUAAGCGCAAGAGGCCUUCACCCACUGGUCAAUUUGCUGCAAACCUAUGAUAAGGAGGUGUUGCACAAUGCAUGCUGGGCUGUCAAUGUCUGUGCCAGUGAUGUGCCCACUGCUGUGGAGAUGUGCAAAUUUGGUGCCUUGGAAAUGCUUCAGCAAAUCAACCAAUCAGUGACUCGAAGAAGCAGUUUCAGCAAGUUGGCCAUGAUCAGCCUGCUUAACUUCAAUUUGUCUGUCAAAUACAGCCUGACAGGUCAUUUGGCCUCCACUGACGUUAUUAGUGAGGGCUUCUACGAUGCCGGGAAGGUUCCUGCAGGUCAGAGGAUUCUGACUUUAAAGGAACUGUCCGAGCAGCCUGUCAACAAGCAACGGCCCAUCAUUGUUGUCAAUACUGCAACAGAGAAGAAGAAAGAAGAUGACAAACAGAAAGAUGAGACCCAGCCUGAGCCUCCUACAGAGAAACCAUGGAAGAUGAUGGAUGACGUCUCUUUGCAGAUUCUACUUAAAAAGGCCAAAGAAUUCAUUAUCCCCCUAAGUGAUGAACGAGAGCAGUGUGCUGCCUUGGCCAGGUUGGUGAGUGAAGCCAUGGGCGGAGCUGUGGAGAUGGAAAAGAUGCACGAAUUCCCAUGGGUGCUGCACCUGGCCGAGCUCAAGAUUCAGCUUCAGUCUAAUGUUGUUCCCAUCGGUUUGAUCAGCAGGGGAAUCUACUGCCAUAGGGCACUUCUCUUCAAGUGUCUGGCUGAUUGCAUCAGGAUGAGCUGCACACUUGUCAGGGGCGAGUACAACCGGGCUUGGAACGAGGUGGUACUCUUCAAUGGGAAUCCCUCCAGUAAUGAGCGCUCUUCAAAGCCCUGCCGCUACAUAGUAGACCUCAUGCACCAGCCUGGGAGCCUGCUGACAGCCAGUACCCUUGCUGCUGUGCAUUACCAGACUAUAUAGAUUUUGGACUUCAGGAAGAUUAUCUGGUGCCAUUGGCAUCGGCUAAUGGGGAUCAUUUUAAAUAAAUAAAUAUAGACCAACACUGUAGUGUAGAAAAACUGUAGUACAUAAUGCUGUGACCAGACAUUUUACUGAGAUGCAUUAUAGAUAUUGAUUUGUAUAGGUAUUUGAUGUAUGGGAGACCAUUCAUAGAGAAUCAUUCAAAUUGUCUGUGGAUCACUUUAGUGCAUACACAAGCCAAAAGGAAAAAUACUGUUUGUCUUCCUCUCAAUUAAACACACUGCUUUGACCUGGUUCUUUGCCACAGAGGGUUUACAAUGUUGUAACUGCAGAGAAAAGGUGGGGUCAGACAGUGACACAGUGCUGCACCAGUUAAACUCUGUGACUCAACUGAGGUCAGAUGAUUGUAAGGAAAAUAUAUUUUUGCCUGCUUGGAUAA
Anarrhichthys ocellatus (wolf-eel) is the source of this 3139-nucleotide messenger RNA. RefSeq names its product armadillo repeat containing 3 (gene armc3). The record is from RefSeq and is a predicted model, not a curated record. The coding region runs from base 337 to 2700 and encodes 787 amino acids. The transcript has 16 exons. Gene Ontology annotation, molecular function: protein binding. Lineage: Eukaryota; Metazoa; Chordata; Actinopteri; Perciformes; Anarhichadidae.